Messenger RNA from Phytophthora sojae, 624 nucleotides. RefSeq lists its product as hypothetical. The coding region runs from base 1 to 624 and encodes 207 amino acids. The record is from RefSeq and is a predicted model, not a curated record. The transcript has 2 exons. NCBI's taxonomy places the organism in Eukaryota, Oomycota, Peronosporomycetes, Peronosporales, Peronosporaceae.
AUGGGGGCACUCCUCAAGGUCAAGUCCAAGAUACAAGCAGAAAUCGAUGGCGGCGAAGACGAGCUGCUCCGCGAGCAGCUAGAAGACGAGCGAUUCGAAAGGCAGUGGCUGGAGGAGUUCGAGGUGCUCAAGAAGAUGUAUGAAACGAAGUGGGAGACGUGCACGUACACGGCGGACGAGUUCUGUGGGCUGUUGUACCGCUCCAGUGAUGCUCGUCAAAAGGAAUCUCUGUUGCAGCAGUAUCCAACGCUCAUGGAGGCAUGGAAGGAUGCUGGGGCCUCUUCCAAUUCAUCGAGAGUGAUUCCAGAAUGGCCUGCGGCAAGACUCCUCUACGAUAACUCCAGAGCUAUGGAGUGUCUGCGAGCACAGUUCAUGUGGCGGUCAGAUGAUCUACGCGCGUUGAGUCGCCGUCUUGACGCAGAUGGGAUCUCCUCCUGCUCAGCGCUCCUCGAGGUGUUGGAUCGCCGCAGCGCCUACUUCGAGCGCAAUUUCCAGUCGAAGGAGUAUCCACGGCUAUCUAAAGCGAUUCUACGCGCUCUGCGUGAGAACGUCGAGAAUGAAAUCGUCUCUUCGUCGAGUUUCCUGUCCUCGGAUCUAUCUCAGCGCGGUGUGUCUUCGGCUUGA